This is a messenger RNA of Pocillopora damicornis (cauliflower coral), 2309 nucleotides long. Its product is annotated as coadhesin. Lineage: Eukaryota; Metazoa; Cnidaria; Anthozoa; Scleractinia; Pocilloporidae. The record is from RefSeq and is a predicted model, not a curated record.
CAGAAGCUAUAAAGGAAAAAGAAAUAUGUAAAUCGGUGAAGGGGAGAAUAGAAUGUUAAGUUUCUAUAGGGAGUUUACAUAUAGCACAUGAGAAACUGCGAACGCUUUGGGGGAUACGAUAGUUAAUCAAUACCUUAUCAAAAGAAAAACAAAAAUAAAAUAAAAGGCUCGAUUCUUUCGAAGAAAAACUCUUGACGUCUGACCCCAGCAAAAGUGUUGUACUUGAGUUUGAGAACUUUCUAUUGCAUGUUCUUGAUCUUGCUCGUUUACAACACUGGAAAGCCUUGAGUUCUGGCUAACCUUCCUUCCACGCAUAAUUACUCGUUCGCCGAAAGGCAAAAAUGCCAGAGCAAAUACUGUGUCAACAUUUAAAAAAACACUGAAACUACAAAAAUUAUAAAUUAAGCGUAAACGAGACCUAUGGAAAGAAAAAAAAAUAAAGUCAGUAGAAAGCGGACUUCACGCUGCUUACGAUUUCUGACCCUCUUCACGCUGUGAGACGCGAUUGAUUUUCUAUUCCAGUUUAUUUGCCUUGUAGGACUCUAAGCAACACUGUAAUAUUCGAAAGGAAUCUGACAACGUGUUUACUUUAUAUUCAACGCCGCUAAGAGUUGAUAUAAGACAUAUCGUUUCGUACUUAUUCUUCCGCAUUAGGUCCUCCAGACUCUCAAUUGUGAUAGUCGAAAAGAAAAUAUGUCGCACUGAAGCUAAAAUUGCGACUCUUUAACGAUGAGAAACUUGAAAGAGAAAUUUAUGCAAAACAAGAUGUCGCCUGCCACGUGUGAAUAAUGCAUAUUUUUCACCAAUAACAAUACGGAACCUGACAAUGACACGGUUGUUUAGCUUUACACUAGUUUCGAAGACUCGAAAGUUGUUAUUAUGAAAGGUUUUGUUCGGAAAUAGAGCGUAAAAUCAAAACAUUACACGAUCAUGUGUUCUAGAAGGUUUCUGCCUACGCUUGGGCUUUCAGUAGUUCUGUGCUGUGUAGCGUUCGGAGGAUAUUACUCGUUUCUUAAAGCCACCAUUGAUGGUGGCUAUACGGAGUGGUCUGUGUGGAGUAACUGCUCGAAAGACUGCGGGGAGGGAUUUCAAACACGAUAUCGAAACUGUGCACAACCACCGCCUGGGAGAUACGGUAAAGACUGUUAUCGUUUCGGCCCAAACAAUGACAAAAAGCCUUGCUUCUUGAAAAUAUGUCCCAUCGACGGAAAAUUCAGCGAAUGGAGCAGCUUUUCGGCUUGCGACAGAUCGUGUGGCGGAGGAAAGCAAUUUAGAACUAGGCAAUGCAACAAUCCACCAGCGGUUUUCGAAGGGAAGCCUUGUGAGGGACCACCGCGGCAAGAACAACCCUGUAAUACUCAUGAGUGUCCUAUUGAUGGCGGUUAUACGCAGUGGAGUGAGUACGGGCCGUGCUCUGUAACGUGUGGAGAGGGAGUUAAGACCAGAAGGAGGACAUGUUCAAACCCGCCGCCGAGCAAAGGUGGAAAACCUUGCACGGAUCCAGCAGAGGAAUAUACCCAAUGCGGCGGUCCGUGUCCUGUUGAUGGUGGUUACACGGAGUGGACCGAAUACGGACCAUGUUCCGUAACGUGUGGCAAAGGAACUAGGAUCAGAACGAGGACAUGUACAAAUCCAAGGCCAAGCGAUGGCGGAAAAUCCUGCGAUGAACCCUCCAGCGAAUACAUUGCCUGCGAUGAGGGAGCGUGUCCAGCGAUUCAAAAACCAGAAGAAACACAACGAGGCGAUCAACUCGCACCACAACCUGAUCGACAGGCGCCGGCUUAAUAUCACAAGGACAGAAUCAGUAACACGACUGUAAUUUACUUAUGUCUACAGGUAAUUAGAAAAAUUAUUAAUGAUUGAUUUUUUAAGUAGUACUGUUCUGAGAGGAACAUUUCGUGACAAUAUUAGCGUGUUGGCAAAUGACACGCUACAAUAAGCAAAUAUCAAGGAUGUGGAACACCUCUCUGAGUCAAAAGAGAUGUUCACAAUUCUUACUCGUAUUGACAGAUUGAUAUUCGAAUGACCAGUUUGCAAAACGAUGCAGAGUAGCAAAAGGGGAAAAACAGAAUUCAAUUUUAUAAAAUUUAUGCAGAAAUAGGGCUGUUAUUAAUACUUAGUAAAAUGAAUGUAUAUCAAGAAACGGGAGGGUUAUAAAUAUUUAUCAGAGAAUUGUGGUACGGACUCGAAUCGUUAGAGUUUUGCUUUGAAAUUGUGAUUCGAUCAGGAAAAAUCUUUCAUAUCUCACAGAGUAUAGGGAAAAUAACUAGGGAUAGAAAAAAGAAGAAGAGAACAAAAACAAAAGAAAA